This is a messenger RNA of Annulohypoxylon truncatum, 1257 nucleotides long. RefSeq lists its product as uncharacterized. The transcript is spliced from 3 exons. Lineage: Eukaryota; Fungi; Ascomycota; Sordariomycetes; Xylariales; Hypoxylaceae. Bases 503 to 1174 code for a protein of 223 amino acids. The record is from RefSeq and is a predicted model, not a curated record.
CUCCGAUUAUACAUCCCGAUGUACCUACCUAGAGGUACCUCUACCUUAAGACAUGUCUAAAUAGGGUACGUAUUUUGUGAAUAAUGGAGAAGGUCAAGAAGGACCGGAGCAAAUAGCGCGAGAGAUUUCUAGAUAUACCUCACUUAAGGUUAAAUAUGUAAGUGAAAUUAAGUUAGAUGAUAUCUUUUUAUUUAUCUAAACCUCAUCUUCAUCGCCAACCUCUCCUCUUGCUAAGUUCUCGUCCCGGAAUACUACGACAGAAUACCUCGGUAUUUCUGUAUACGUACAUCUGCAUUCUUCUCUGCCAAGUGCAUGCAUUACACAUACAUUCGUUGGAAUCCUACAAACAUCCAUUACACAUUACACCUCGAUUCUGGGACACUCUCCGAGCCACUGCGGCGGCAAUUGACUUAACUCACCUACAUCAAAACUCUUCUCUCCGCCUACAUCUGACCGUCGACCAACAGAACACACACGGAACGUAAUAAUAUAGAAAAUAAUCAUGUCGACAUCUCGCAUAUUCACUUCGGGUCUUCGCACCGUCACUAGACGAGCUGCGCAAGCACCCACAAGCCGACAAUCAGCUAUGCGCACAGCAGCUCGGAGAGGAUACGCGAGCAGCGGCCACGGCGGCAGCGCGGGCGCAGAGAAGUCGAGCGAUUUGCCCUGGCUCAUCGCCUCCGUCGGCAUCACCAUACCCGGCUUAGCAUGGAUGCUCUCUGGCCCGUCUACGAAACCGGCCUCACACGGCUCUUCGCACGGCGACACACCCGCCGCGGCCUCAGAGCCGUCGCCCGACCCCGCCGCCGAGGACUCAUCCGACUCCGACUCCGACUCCUCAGGAUCCGACACCCAUUCUUCAUCUUCAUCCUCAUCCUCAGAUUCCGGCUCAGGCUCGAGCGAACCCCCAGAAUCCCAGCCCAACCCCAAGGGCACGAGCUCGCAGACGGGGCAGCAGGUGCCCCCGCCCCCGGCGGACAACACGGACGCGGGGACGGACCCGGAGGGCAAGCGCAAGGCGCAGGAAGGCUACAAGCAGAUCAUCGAGGAGAAGAACACGCGCGCGGCGACGAGCUCGAGCGACAUGCCCAGCAAGAAGGCCGCGGCCGAGCACCCGCGCGAGGACCCGCAGAAGGGCGAGGGCGAGGGCGUGCAGAAGGGUGGGCCUAAGUGAUUGUUUUUGAUUUCUUAUCGCCUACGUUGAAGUCUCUAACUACUGAGGUUUGGUGGACGCGAUGAAGGGGCGACUGGGAGGAA